Molecule: messenger RNA, 7135 nt
Organism: Zootoca vivipara (common lizard)
Lineage: Eukaryota; Metazoa; Chordata; Lepidosauria; Squamata; Lacertidae
Source: RefSeq, a predicted model, not a curated record
UCAGCCGAGGCGCGGGGCCUCUGCGGCGAGGGAGGCCGGCCGGGCCUUCGCUUGGCCGAGGGGACCUGUCCGACCGGGUGGGGAGGGGAUGAUUUUUUUGGGGGGGGGCGUCUUCACAGGCCUUAGCAUCCCCCCCCCCAGUCCCACAGCCUAAACCUGGGACGGGAGGAAGGAGGGAAGCCGUGGCGUGACAGGGAGUAUGUCGCACAUGGCAAUUUUUAUUUUUUGGUUCGACGUGAAUUCGGGUGGGGGGAAGGGGCUGUCCAUGACUCGGUCCCCCCCUCCCAAAUUAAAAUCAAAUACCAGGUUUCAGUUUCUAUCAUUACAGCCCCACCCCAUCCAAAGCUCAAUGCCAGGCUUCAGCUUUUUAUAAGUUACAUCCCCGCUUCAAAUCCAAAAUUCAGGGCCAGGUUUCAGCUUCUAGAAUUAUCACCCCCGCCAAAAAUACCCAAAAUUCAAUGCUAGGCUUCAGCUUCCAUAGCUACAACCCCAAUCCAAAAUUCAAUGCCAGAUUUCAGUUUCUAGAAUUACAUGCCCCCUCUCAAAAAAUAAUAAUCCAAAAUUCAAUGUCGGAUUCUAGGAUUACGUGCCCCCUCUCCAAAAGGAUUCAAUGCCAGGUUUCAGCUUCUAGAAUUACACCCCCACCCCCUUCCAAAUUAAAUUUCAGCUUCCAUAAUUACAUUACGCCCCAAAAUUAAAAAUUCUAUGCUACAUUUCAACUUUCAUAAUCACCCUCCCUAAUAAUAAUAAUAAUAAUAAUUCAGUGCCAUAUUUCAUGGGCGUAGCCACCAUUUAUGUUGUGGGGCAGGCUUCAUGUGGGGGUGGGGCAAACCUCAGUUAAGUAUUUUUAUUGAUUUACUUGAUGGGGGGCAGCUGCUUCCCUGCCCCCCCUGGCUACGCCCAUGCCAUAUUUCAACUUCCAUUAAUCCAAGUGUUAGUCCUUAAGGAACUGGAAAGAAAACCCACCCCAAACUCUUCAUUGUUUCUGGAAGACAAGAAGUAAUAAUCAUCAUGGAUGUGCAGAGUGUGUACCACUCUGUUGUUGUUGAACCUUUCUCUUUCUCUCUCUCCCUGCAUCAAAGACUGUGUGCGCCUUGCGACAGAACUGUGAAAUUUGGAGGCAGUCCAAGCAAAUAUAUCAUAAUGGCAGCAGAUUCUAUGGAAAUUGAUGAUGCUUUGUACAGUCGGCAGAGGUAUGUUCUUGGAGACACAGCAAUGCAGAAGAUGGCUCAGUCCCAUGUGUUCCUGAGUGGAAUGGGUGGGCUUGGAGUGGAGAUAGCUAAGAACAUAGUUCUUGCAGGAAUAAAGGCUCUUACCAUCCAUGAUACCAAGCAGUGCAAGACGUGGGAUUUAGGGACAAACUUUUUUGUUCGUGAAGAUGAUGUUCUAAAUUUAAGAAACAGAGGUGAGGCAUCACUUCAUCACAUUGCAGAGCUAAACCCAUAUGUCCAGGUGAUGUCAUCAACUGCCCCUUUAAAUGAAGUUACAGACAUCUCUUUCCUCAGAAAGUACCAGUGUGUCAUAGUAACUGAGAUGAAGCUGUCACUACAGAAGAAGAUAAAUGACUUUUGCCGUGAGCAACACCCACCUAUUAAGUUUAUAAGUGCAGAUGUAUAUGGGAUAUGGGCACGCCUGUUUUGUGACUUUGGUGAUGAAUUUGAAGUCCUGGACACCACAGGUGAAGAGCCAAAAGAAAUCUUCAUUUCGAACAUAUCUCAGUCCAAUCCUGGUAUCGUCACUUGCCUUGAUAAUAACCCUCAUAAGCUUGAAACGGGACAGUUUGUAACUUUCCGGGAAGUUAAUGGAAUGCAGUGUUUAAACGGAUCUACGCAUCAAAUAACUGUGGUAUCACCUUAUUCUUUUAGCAUUGGGAAUACGGUGGAUAUGGAACCUUACUUACAUGGCGGCAUAGCUAUCCAAAUAAAGACACCUAAGAUAUUCCAUUUUCAAGAGCUGGAGAAGCAGUUGAUUAACCCAACAUGCCUUGUUGCAGAUUUCAGCAAGCCUGAGGCCCCUUUGCAAAUUCACAUUGCCAUGCUUGCCUUGAAUCAGUUUCAAGAGAGUUUUGCUCGUAUGCCGACAAUUGGGUGCCUUCAGGAUGCCGAGGAGAUGCUGAAGAUGGCAGUGUCCAUAAGUAAAACAUUGGAAGGAAAACCUCAAGUUAAUGAAGACAUGGUGAAAUGGCUAUCAAGGAUGGCUCAGGGAUCUUUGGCACCUCUUACAGCAGCACUCGGUGGUGUUGCCAGUCAAGAAGUCUUGAAAGCAGUGACAGGAAAAUUUUCUCCCCUGCAACAAUGGUUGUAUACUGAUGCAUUUGAAUUAGUCACAUUUCUGGAAAAAGUGAGCCAUGAAGAAUUCCUUCCAAGAGGGGACAGGUACGACGCCUUGAGAGCCUGCAUUGGAGACGCCUUGUGUCAGAAGCUGCACCAUCUUAAUGUUUUCUUGGUUGGUUGUGGUGCGAUAGGCUGUGAAAUGUUGAAAAAUUUUGCGCUCCUUGGUGUUGGCACUGGCCAAGAAAGGGGCAUGGUUACAAUUACAGAUCCUGACUUAAUAGAAAAAUCCAAUUUAAAUAGGCAAUUUCUGUUCCGUCCACACCAUAUACAGAAGCCCAAAAGUUGUACAGCAGCAACAGCAACGCGUAACAUCAAUCCUCAGAUCAAGAUAGACCCAUAUCUGAACAAAGUUUGCCCAGCUACUGAGAACGUUUACAGUGAUGAUUUCUACACUGCACAAGAUGUAGUUGUUACUGCGCUAGACAAUGUGGAAGCAAGGAGAUACAUUGACAGUCGCUGUCUGGCAAGCUUGCGCCCUCUCUUAGAUUCUGGAACGAUGGGGACCAAAGGGCAUACAGAAGUCAUUGUGCCUCACCUAACAGAAUCAUACAACAGUCAUCGAGAUCCACCUGAAGAAGAAAUACCAUUUUGUACUUUAAAGUCUUUCCCAGCUGCCACUGAGCACACAAUACAGUGGGCAAGAGACAAGUUUGAAAGUGCUUUUUCACACAAGCCUUCCCUGUUUAACAAGUUUUGGCAAACAUAUCCAUCAGCAGAAGAGGUGCUACAGAGAAUAAAGUCUGGCGAGAGUUUGGAAGGCUCUUUCCAAGUUAUUAAAUGCCUUAGUAGAAGGCCAAGAAGUUGGCCCCAGUGUGUUGAAUUAGCAAGAUUAAAAUUUGAGAAAUACUUUAAUCAUAAGGCACUCCAGUUACUUCAUUCGUUUCCCAUUGACACACGAUUAAAAGAUGGCAGUUUAUUUUGGCAGUCACCAAAGAGACCACCUUUCCCGAUACAGUUUGAUAUCAACGAUCCUUUGCACUACAGCUUCAUACUGAGUACAGCAAAAUUAUUUGCAGUUAUUUACUGUAUCCCUUUUACAGAAAAGGAUAUGUCAGAAGAAACCGUUUUAAAGAUAAUUUCUGGACUGAGGAUUCAAGAGUUUCGGCCUUCUAACAAAGUUGUACAAACAGAUGAAACAGUGAGAAAACCAGAUCCCAUUCCGAUAAGCAGUGAGGAUGAAAGGAAUGCUGUUCUUCAAUUGGAGACUGCGAUAUUGGCCAAUGAAGCUACAAAAAAUGAUUUACAAAUGAAGGAACUUGCUUUUGAAAAGGAUGAUGACAGUAAUGGGCACAUAGACUUCAUAACAGCAGCUUCAAAUUUGCGAGCCAAAAUGUAUAACAUUGAACCAGCAGAUCGACUCAAAACAAAACGGAUUGCUGGAAAGAUUAUCCCUGCCAUUGCAACUUCCACAGCGGCUGUGUCUGGCUUGGUUGCUUUGGAAUUGAUCAAAAUUGUGGGUGGCUACCCCUUUGAAGCAUACAAAAACUGCUUUUUCAACUUGGCCAUUCCAAUAAUUGUCUUCACAGAAACAGCUGAAGUGAGAAAAACUGAAAUAAGAAAUGGGAUAUCUUUUACAAUCUGGGAUCGAUGGACUAUUUAUGGGAAAGAUGAUUUCACACUCUUGGACUUCAUAAAUGCUGUCAAAGAGAAAUACGGAAUUGAGCCAACUAUGGUGGUUCAGGGAGUUAAAAUGCUGUAUGUUCCUGUAAUGCCUGGACAUGUCAAAAGAUUAAAGCUGACGAUGCAAAAACUUGUGAAACCAGCAGCGAAUAAGAGGUAUGUGGACCUUACAGUAUCAUUUGCUCCAGAAACAGAUGGUGAAGAAGACUUGCCGGGACCACCAGUUCGAUACUAUUUUGCCCACGAAAAUAACUGAUGCAGGCAUACCGUUUACAGCAUAGCAGGACCACAUAAAAGGAGUGUGGCACCAUUUUUAAAUGGUACUAUAUACUUGGUGAAGCCUUAAUUCAGAAACAAAACAGUGGAAACUUGUGAGAUGUACUAAGGAGCUCCAUAGCAAAUCGGACUUGCAAUUUCCUUGUAUGUAGCAUUUUCAUAGCUAUCUAUACCUAAGGAGGAUUAGAAGCUUGCUGGAAAUGAUGGUUCUUUUUGAAGAAAACACACUUAUUAACCACUGCAGGAACACCAGAACUGCAAUCAUAAAAUCUGAUCACAGACACUGACCAUUAAAGGAGGUAGCAGUUGAGAUUUGAAGAAGCUGCCAAUUUAUACCAUUCUAAAACUGAUUUCUUUUCCUUUUGUUUUGUUUUAACCUGGCCCCUAAGCCAGUUCAUCCUGCUGGUGUUCAUUACAAUAACACGGCUUUUCUCUCUCUUUCCCUUCUGAUGCUGAUAGCACAUUUGAAAUGUUGCUUUGGAAUAGAAUCAUAGUGAGGAGAAGCUGAGCUCUUGUAAAGUUAGGUUUUAUGUUUUUCUUAAAAAAAAAAAUAAUUAUGUCUUUCCUUGUAAAGCAGAAACAACUCCAAUUCUGUUCCAGGCAUUCCUUUGUCAGAACGGCGAUUGUCAGGGCUAGUUUGCUUUUUCAUACUGGUUUUAUUUAAUAAGCUUGGUAAUUCAUUCUUUGUAUGAAGAGUUUAGCCCUAUACAUUGAUCCGAAUUGAAAGUACAAGUGUGGGGCUUUUAGUUGAAACUUGUCAACUGCCACAUCCUUCAACUGCCACCUAGAGUCAGAGAGAGAACACUUGGUGACAGAACCAAGCAUUUUUACACCUUGAUCUGCUUCAAUCACAUAGGAAGAAAGAGAUGGGUCCUAUUUUGGCAGUAAAAAGAAUAUACAAUGGAAGGCAUCCCUCUCUGGCCACUAGUUUUCUCCCUGCAAGCCCCUCACCCCCAAGUGUUUUGCUCUGAGUCAAGCUCACUUGCAAUACUAGCCACAGACUGAGAAAGUAAGUCCGCAGUAACAAGAGGGUGUAGCAGUCUUUGCCCACACCACUUUUGUUGCUCAAAAUUCAGCCCAUCCACCUGCCGCAUUCUUAUGGAAUAGGGCAGAUCCAGGUUUAAACACACUGUUUACAUACCCAGGAUACUGAAUUAUGCCAUCAGUGCUAUUGUCUGACCACUGGCGCUACUUGGUUGCGUAUUAGGGACCCCCCCCCCCAUCAGCUUUUGAAGGUUUCACAAAUGCUGGCCAUAACUCAACAUGGACCUUGGCAUGCUUAUGCCCAAAUCAGGGGGCUUACAUGUGUUCAGUUCUGUGUUGGGUUGUGACCUCUUAUUUUAAAACCGCAAAAGCUUCCUGCCCGCCGCCACCACUUGGUGUGCCAGUUCUGUAAAGCAUGUUAAUAUACAUAAUCAAUUUCGCCUGAAAUGAGUGAUUAACAAAACAGUUUAGACAGCCACAUUUAAAUAGUCCUGUACAAAAUAUACUAGGAAGCAGAGAAAGAACUUCGGCCAUAGUCUAUAUGAAAUGGCAGUGUGCUGCAUAUACAUAAUGGCCCAUUUUUUGCUUCCUCAUCUGUGUAGCACUUGAAGGGUAAUGCUGUUGCUUAUCAUCUUCUCUUCCUCUUAUUCCCCUCCAUGCUUUACUAGAGAAGUCAAAUCCACAUUCAACAUUGUUAGUGCUUUUUAAAAAAUCACCAGGUGUCUACAAAGGCUUCAGGCUGUGUCCCUAAAGUACUUCAUCAUGAGAUACUUGGUUAUAUCAAUAUUUUCUGACAUUACGACAUACAUUUUCUCCGGUUUCGUAUUUCUAUAGGCACAUGAGUACCAAAUACAUUUUUCCAUAAAUAUUUGGAAAAUAGUCUUAAAAUGUAAUUAAUGCUACACAAUGUGUUUCCCCAAAUAUACAGAUGAUAGUUUAUUAUAAUUUGUUAUAGUUUAUAAUAUUUGAUUUGACAACUGGCUGAUUAAUUUAUUUUAACAACAAAUAUUUCUUAUGGUGGUGGGAGUUGGGGAGAGAAGAUAUACCAUGUGACAGUGCGGCGUGGAGGGGUGCUGAAGCUUUUGUUUAUGUUGCCAUAGUGGCAAUAGAGGUAUAUAUUUCAAAUAAAAGCUUUGAUCUUUUUGUUUUAAAUACUUUUGGAAAAGGCAAACUACCGUGAGCUCUGAAAGCUAUAGAAGAUGGGUAGAAAUAAAACAAAGAAUGGCUGUCAUGAACUUCCAGUGGAAUGCAAUGAGUGUUUUUCACAAUUUGGAUGUGAUCAUGUCUUGUACUAGCAUUUUAAAAAUUAUUAUUAUUAUUAUUAUUAUUAUUAGUCUGUGGGGUUACUAAUCAGUGUUCAAAAGUAAGAAUGAGACUAUCUUUGCAUUUGCAAAAUUGCAUUUGAUGUCAUACAUCAGUAGGCUUGAAACCGAAGAACCUUUUCCAGCAAGUCUUCCUUGCAGACCUUACAGUAUAGAAAAUUACAGAACAGGUAGCAAAAACAACACACAGAUGUCCCUACCUGUUUCGCAGUCCGUUAGUCUUAUCUUGAGGAUUAUUCUGCUCACAUAAGUGAUCUCAAAGAAUGAUUUCAGUUUAAGUAAUAUACACACACGGACUAUACAUUUCCACAGUUUGUGUUAUCUAUGAAUUUAUUUCAGUACAUUUUGAAGUGGGAGUGGGGUUUGUGUACACAAGAUAUGAUGUACAGCCAAAGCAGUUAUGAAAACUGCUUUUUGUCUUUUUCAUAUUAAAUGAUUUGAAAACAUACACUCAAAAUGCACAUGGUUUUGUCAAUGGUUUCUAAUAGGAUACGUUGCCAUAUGAAGUGUGUGGAUCAUUGAAAAUGCUUUUAUAACUAGCAGUCCAUGCAAAAAACCGGGCACGUCAUCUUAAGGUGUGUGAACCUGAGAUAAUGCAUU